UCUCGCUCUCUCGCUCUCUCACUCUAAUGUGUGAUCUGGAAAGCUUAUAAAAGCCUGAUGUAAUCCUUAAUGCAGCCCCUGGCUACAAAGACUGGAUCUAGUUUCACAGAGAGAGAUUCAGAAGCAGAAUUUAAAAAAAGAAAAAGAAAAAAAAAAAAAAAAGAAAAGUGGGGGGAGAAGAGAGAGAAAGAAGGAAAAGCAGACGAGUGGAUUUUAAACAAACAUAUCUUUCUGAAGAAGACCAUUCUCGCUCCUCGCUGCUGGGAAAGCUACUCUGAACCCUGCUGUAUAUUUUUAUUUUUUUUUCCAAAGGAGAAGACUUGAUUGUCUGCUUGGAUCUAAUGAUUUACUGGCUUUUAACUGCGUUUUCCCUCUCUCCUAAGGAUUCCUCAAAAAACGGCUUAAUUAUUUUCGGCUUUUCUCUUCUACCUGCCUGUCUGCAGAGACACCAAAGGUUCUCCCUUCCUUUCCCUCCCCACCCCCAUUUCUUUUAGGAUUUUUUCCCCUUUUCCCUUUAAUAGAUACAUAUAUAUAUAUAUAUAUAAAUGUGUAUGUAUAUAUAUAUGUAGAGGCGAGAGUGGAGGAAGCGGAGGGAGGGAGAGCUCUGCCAUCCUUUGGACUUCACGCGCUGCCCAAUGUUGGGCUGGUUACCCCUGGAUAUGUUGCUGGUUUCCAUUUGGAAUUUGACAAAGGGAAGAAGGAGGAUAUAAAACCUGGGGAGCUCGGCAAGGUGUUCUUUAUGGCCACAGGAGGGAGCUCAAAUCCAGAUAUGGGAGGAUUGGCUUGAUUUCGGAUCCAGAGCCUCUUAAACUCGCGCUUUUCCUAUAAGCUGGUCCCUGUUAUGUCCAGGAUCUGGCGCCUGCUUGACAUUUACUUUGAGUUCCAGAGGACCAGAGACCUAGGAUGAGGAGCAUUGGAUCUGCCCUGAACCUGCUUUUGGUAUCUCCACUCUACUUUGUGUGGACCGUGGUCGCUCUGGACCUGGCACAAACUCCCUGCACCACUUUGGUCCAAGGGAAAUUCUUUGGGUAUUUCUCCUCCUUCGCCGUCUUCCCGUUGAACUCCUCCCUCUGCUCUUGGAUUAUCCAGAACCCCGACCCCCGCAGGUACACUUUGUACAUGAAGAUCCUCAAGCCCGCCGGUGUAUGUGACCACCAGCACAUCCGCACCUACCAGUUCGACUCCUUCCUGGAGUCCACCCGCACCUACCUGGGCAUGGAGAGCUUCGACGAUGUGUUGAAGCUCUGUGAUGGCUCCACACGCUUUGCCUUCCUCCAGUCCAACAAGCAGUUCCUGCAGAUGAAGCAGACGGCCCCUCCGGGGGUGGACACCUGGCCCAUGAGGUGGAAGCCCACCAAAGCUCAGGAGAGGGACUUCUCGGUGGAAUACCUGGUGGUGGGCAACAGGAACCCCAGCAAAGCCGCCUGCCAGAUGCUCUGCAAGUGGCUGGACGCCUGCCUGGCCAUCAGCAGCAGCUCCCACCCCUGCGGCAUCAUGCAGACCCCGUGCUCCUGCUCGGGAGGGGAGGUCCUGGAUCAGGCCAGCGAGGUCCUGGGGUUCACCAGGAAGAAGGAGGAUUGCUAUAAGGAUGGGAUUUACUUGGAGAAUUGCGUGAGCAGCCCUAAGGACACCAACGGAGCGGAGUUCCUGGGUGGUUGGAACUCGUGGUCGGCUUGGGGCGACUGCACCAAGGACUGCGGGGGAGGCCUCCAGACCCGCAUGCGCUCCUGCAAACCCCUUCCCAAGGAGGGCCUCGGCUGCGAGGGAGUCCUGGAGGAGGGUCGGCUGUGCAAUAGGAAGGCGUGCAAUACCAAUGGACGCUAUAAUUCCAGAAGCCAAUCGCUGAGGUCCACAGAUAACAGAAAGCGAGAGGACCCUGACGAACUGCAGCACUACGGGUACCCUGCACCUCAAAUAGGUGACCCUGCAGCAGAGGAGUGGUCCCCCUGGAGCGUGUGCUCGACCACCUGCGGGGAGGGCUGGCAGACCAGGACCAGGUUCUGCGUGUCGUCUUCCUACAGCACCCAGUGCAGUGGCCCCCUCCGGGAGCAGAGACAGUGCAACAACUCUGCCGUGUGCCCAGUUCAUGGCACCUGGGACGAGUGGUCUCCGUGGAGCUUGUGCUCCUCCACGUGUGGGAGAGGCUACAGGGACCGAACCCGAACCUGCAAACCCCCCCAGUUCGGGGGCAACCCCUGCGAGGGCCCCGAGAAGCAAACCAAGUUCUGCAACAUCGCGCUUUGCCCAGGCCACUCAGUGGACGGCAACUGGAACGAGUGGUCGAGCUGGAGCUCCUGCUCCGCCUCCUGCUCCAACGGGACCCAGCAGAGGACCAGGGAGUGCAACGGACCCUCCUACGGCGGAGCCGAGUGCCAGGGACACUGGGUGGAGACCAGGGACUGCUUCCUGCGCCAGUGCCCAGUGGAUGGGAAGUGGCAGGCCUGGGGAGUGUGGGGCAGCUGCACCGCCACGUGUGGGGGUGGAACCCAGAGACGUGACCGUGUGUGCUACGGACCCUUCUUCGGUGGAGAGACUUGCCAGGGUCCCAAGGAGGAGUAUAAGCAGUGCAAUGACAGAAAGUGUCCUGAGCCCCAUGAAAUCUGUGAUGAGGAAAGUCUUGGCUCUGUGGUUUGGAAGGAGACUCCAGCAGGGGAUGCUGCCGCUGUCCGAUGUCCCCGCAAUGCCACUGGGCUGAUCCUUCGAAGAUGCAUUUUAGAUGAGGAAGGCAUCGCUUACUGGGAGCCCCCAACAUACAUCAAGUGUGUUUCUAUAGAUUACAGGAACAUACAGAUGAUGACCAGGGAACAUCUUUCCAAGGCUCAGCGUGGGUUGAUGGGAGAUGGGCUGUCAGAUGUGCUCCAGAACCUGGUGGAAAUCUCCCAGGAUGGGACCAGCUACAGCGGGGACUUGCUGUCCACCAUGGACGUACUCAGGAACAUGACAGAGAUCUUCCGUAGGGCUUAUCACAGCCCCACCUCUGGAGAUGUCCAGAAUUUUGUCCAGAUCCUCAGCAAUCUUUUAUCGGAGGAAAACCGGGAGAAAUGGGAGGAAGCUCAGCUGAUAGGGCCAAAUGCCAAGGAACUGUUCAGGCUUGUGGAGGAUUUCAUUGAUGUCAUCGGCUUCCGCAUGAAGGAUUUCCGGGAUUCCUACCAAGUGACAGACAAUCUGGUCCUCGGCAUUCACAAACUGCCUGCGAAUGCAGCGACCGACAUCACCUUCCCCAUGAAAGGCUGGAGGGGCAUGGUGGACUGGGCCAAGAACUCAGAGGACAAGGUCACUGUCUCCAAGAGCAUCCUGUCUUCAGGGCUCUCAGUGUCGGACGACUCCUCCGUCUUCGUGGUGGGGACUGUGCUGUACCGGAACGUGGGCAACAUCCUCUCCCUCCAGAGGAACAGCACUGUUCUGAACUCCAAAGUCAUCUCGGUGACUGUGAAGCCAUUUCCUCGCUCCCUCCUCACCCCUUUGGAAAUUGAAUUCUCCCACCUGUACAACGGAACCACCAACCAGACCUGCAUCCUCUGGGAUGAAAAUGAUGGCAGAGCCUCCGCCUCCGCCUCCCCGCCCGGCGCCUGGUCCUGGCGCGGCUGCCGAACGGUCCCGCUCGACGCCUCCCGGACCAAGUGUCUGUGUGACCGGCUCUCCGCCUUCGCCAUCUUAGCCCAGCUCAGCCCCGACAUGAACAUGGAAAAGGUGCUGGUCCCUUCUGUCACGUUAAUUGUAGGCUGUGGAGUAUCUUCGCUGACACUUUUGCUGUUGAUUAUCAUUUAUGUCUCUGUUUGGAGAACUCAGGUUUUUCCGUGCCUGGGGUAUCAUUGGAUGUGCUCAAGUCCUUGUCCUCUCCUGCUUUUCCUCAGGCUGGGCAGCACUGAGCAGCGCUGGUACAUCCGCUCCGAGCGCUCCGUCAUCCUCAUCAACUUCUGCCUCUCCAUCAUCUCCUCCAAUGCCCUCAUCCUGAUCGGACAGACCCAGACCCGGAAUAAGGUGAUCUGCACGCUGGUGGCGGCUUUCUUGCACUUCUUCUUCCUGUCCUCUUUCUGCUGGGUGCUGACCGAGGCCUGGCAGUCCUACAUGGCCGUGACGGGCCGGUUACGGAACCGCAUCAUCCGCAAGCGCUUCUUGUGCCUCGGAUGGGGGCUCCCUGCCUUGGUGGUUGCCAUUUCCGUGGGAUUUACUAAAGCCAAGGGAUAUGGAACCGUCAACUACUGCUGGCUGUCGUUGGAGGGAGGGCUUCUCUAUGCCUUCGUGGGACCGGCGGCUGCUGUCGUUUUGGUGAACAUGGUUAUUGGCAUUCUGGUUUUUAACAAACUUGUAUCCAAAGAUGGAAUAACAGAUAAGAAACUGAAGGAACGGGCAGGUCAGAUGGCAGUGCCCCUUUACGGGAUGACGCUCAAAUGUUCCAAGUGUGGAGUAGUUUCUUCUGCUGAAGUUUCGGCCACAGCCACCAGUAACGCCAUGGCAUCCCUUUGGAGCUCCUGCGUGGUCCUGCCUCUCCUGGCCCUCACCUGGAUGUCUGCAGUCCUGGCAAUCACAGACAGACGCUCAGCCCUCUUCCAGAUCCUCUUUGCUGUCUUUGACUCCUUGGAGGGCUUUGUCAUCGUUAUGGUCCAUUGCAUCCUGCGGCGGGAGGUCCAGGAUGCUGUGAAGUGCCGAGUUGUGGAUCGUCAGGAAGAGGGAAAUGGAGACUCAGGGGGGUCGUUUCAGAACGGACACGCUCAGCUCAUGACCGAUUUUGAGAAGGAUGUGGACAUGGCUUGUAGAUCAGGUGAGCACAUCACAGUGCUGAAUAAAGACAUCACCACCUGCAGAACCUCAACCAUCACGGGAACCCUGAAGCGCCCAUCGCUGCCGGAUGAGGAGAAACUGAAACUCAACCACCCAAAAGUGUCAUCGAACUUCAACAGUCUUCCAGCCAACGUCUCAAAGAUGCACCUCCAGGGCUCACCACACUACCUGGGGGCCAUCAACCUGAACGAGUUCAGCAACCACUCCCUCACCCUGAAGAAGGACAAGAAUCAGCCACCCAAAUCCAUCUACAUCUGCGACGGGGACAUCUUCAAGAAGUUGGACUCGGAGCUCUCGCGGGCGCAGGAGCAAACCCUGGACACCAGCUACGUCAUCCUGCCCACCAACACGUCCACCCUGAGGGCCAAACCGCCCAAGGACGAGAGCAAAUACAGCAUCAACAUCGACCAGAUGCCUCAGACACGGCUCAUCCACCUCAGCAUGGCCACUGACCCGGGCUUUGUGGUCAAGAGUCCUCCCCGGGAGCCUGUGGCCAUGGCGUGCAGCGAAGUCCAGGGUUCCUCCAUGAUCCAGCAGCAGCAGCAGCUGGCUCCACAGAAUAUCUCCAACGAGUCACAGAUGCCCAACAGCCUGUGUGACACGGGUGACUCAGGGAACUCGGGUGUGGUGUCCAAGAGCGAGACCGUGUCCACCCUCUCCAUGAGCUCCUUGGAGCGGAGGAAAUCCCGGUAUGCAGAGCUAGAUUUUGAGAAAAUCAUGCACACGAGGAAACGUCACCAAGACAUGUUCCAAGACCUGAACAGAAAACUCCAGCACGCAGAGAAGGACAAGGAGUCUCCAACAACGGACAGCAAGCAAGAAAAACAGCAGACACCAAACAAGAGACCCUGGGAAGGCAUCAGGAAAGUCCAGUCCCCACCAUCAUGGGUUAAAAAGGACAUGGAACCCGUGGCACAGUCUCCCCUAGAACUAAAAACUGUAGAGUGGGAGAAAACAGGGGCCACCAUCCCCUUGGUGGGACAAGACAUUAUUGACCUUCAGACAGAGGUCUGAGCAGAAAGGGAAGAAAAAGGACUUUUUUUUUUUCCGGAAAACAAACGAAACAAACAAAAAAAAAGAAAAAACAAACAAACAAACAAACAAACCACGUUUUAAAGAAAUGAUUAAAUUAAAUCGGAACCGAGCAAGAGAAGUGUUUGGUUUCUUUUGAAACCUUUGGUAAGAUGGAGUAACUUUUGUAUUGUUUCUCAGCAGAGAGGGGGAAAUAUUACUUUAUAGAGUAUAGUAGCUGUAGGUUCAGGACAACACGAGCUUUCCCAGGUAGGACUGGAGAAGAAGAGCCUGGAGGAGAGCGAGGAGGAGGAAGAGGGUGGGGAGGGGCUGCAGGGGAUGAACCCUGCUGAGAUGCUCGCGGGUUCUGCACACCAGGAGCCUUCCUGCUCUGCCACGGGGAGGUGUGGAAGGACCAGCGGCCCAGCAGCCACCACGGAGGGCCAAGAAGGUCGGGGUUGUUUGGGGACCACGAGAGCGGGAGCCUCGCGGGGACGUGGCCUGGCCGGGGAAGACCCGGCCCUGAGGGGUCCAUCCUCGUCCCCCACCUCUCCCUCAGCAGCUCAUCAGAGAAGGAAGGAGAUGGGAUGCUCCAAGAAGAUGUUCCCACUCGUGUGCCACGCCAUGACCUGGAAUUGUGGCACGUCCACGGCGAGUCCUCAUGGAGCCUGGAGGGGGAAUUGGUGGCAUCAAGAGGUGAGGUGAGGUGGGGCUUCCUCCUCUCAUCCCUCCACAGCGGAGCUCCUUGGAGUUGUGUCCCUCAGGAAUGGGACAGGCACAGGAGCACAGGACCAGUUCCAAAUCCUCGCCCCACCUCCAGGGAGAGGGUGGAAGGUGUUGGAAAACAGACCAACCAGAGGAAUGUAGGUCGUUUCAUUGACUGUUAAAUAGAUAAACUCAGCACCGGGGCCUUGCAAAGGUCCUUUGGCCUCAUCCUUUUUUUUUUUUUUUUUUUUUUUGUUUGCUUUUCUGUUAUUUUUCCUUGCUUUGGGACUUCAGAUUUAUUCCAAGCUGCCCCUCCCUCCCUGGAAGGCAGAGAGAGAAUGAGGGAAAGACAGACCUGCCAGUGUACCUGGAGAUAUUGGAAUACAGAGACGUUGCCUUAGGACAUUGAGACAAACUGACAACACGAAUAACGUCCACUUGGAAACAAAAAAAAACAAACAAAAUAAUCUAUUUUUUUCCUUCUUCUUUUCUUUUCUUCAAUAAAAAGAGAACUUGAAACCCGA
Molecule: messenger RNA, 7022 nt
Organism: Corapipo altera (White-ruffed manakin)
Lineage: Eukaryota; Metazoa; Chordata; Aves; Passeriformes; Pipridae
Gene: ADGRB1
Product: adhesion G protein-coupled receptor B1
Exons: 33
Coding region: 904-5796 (1630 amino acids)
Biological process (GO): cell surface receptor signaling pathway; adenylate cyclase-activating G protein-coupled receptor signaling pathway; negative regulation of angiogenesis
Cellular component (GO): dendrite; postsynaptic density; plasma membrane
Molecular function (GO): G protein-coupled receptor activity
Source: RefSeq, a predicted model, not a curated record